UUCGAGUCGAGUGAGUUGAGUCGGGUCCAUUUGCUGUACUUGGCCAUCCAUUUGGCUAGGAUCCUUUUUUGCUGUAUAUACGUUACGUUUAGUGCUUGAGUUGCAAAGUAGGUAGGUUUGCAACAAUCAGUAUCACUGCUUUACAUGUAAGAAGGUUUUCUCAGCUCAGGAUUUUGACAAUCACUGGAGCACCUGUGAAAAUAUUGAUUCAAUUGAGCUGAAGAGACUGAAGGAUAGUAAAGUUAUCGGGAUGACGGACUUAGCAAAGAUGCAGGAAUUGCAAAGAAAGCUAAUUGGUACUGUACAAGAGUUCUACUGGGUGGAUGAGAAAAAUAACUUGGCAACAUGCAAAUACUGUAAGACAGUUGUAAAUAUUCAGUUCAAGGCAAUGAUAAAUCACAUGAAAAAUAAACAUGAUAAAACUCACUUAUCAUCAACUGAGGAAUCUUCUUCUGACGAAGAAGUACUUUAUAGUGAAAUUAUUGACUAUGGAAAACGGAGGUCAGAAUUGGCUCAAUUUGGCAGAGCAAACUUAAUCAAACUCAAUCACAAUGGCAGUAAAGGGUGGUGUUCAGUUUGUGAUUGCUACAUGUCUGCUCAUAAAAGAGUUUUUAAACAUCAUAUUCGAGGAUAUAUUCAUAAGGGUUUCUUGGAAAUCCAAGGCUUAACUCCGCUGCUGCAUGAUCCUGAGCCCAGAGAUUUUAAAACACUUUCUGUUUUUGAUUAUAGCAUAGAAUAUGUACCCUCAGAGAAAGCAUUUUACAUUGAUAGUAAAUAUGUUGUGGAUGUAUUCAGCUUUUUCCUAUUGUUUGAAAUUAAGGGUAAUCCACAUUUUAAGAAGACUAAAUGUUUUGCAUGUAAUGAAUUGAUUGUGCAAGGGCAAGAGCGCAAACAUUGUGAGACUGCUGAACAUAAGGAAAAGUUUCUUGAAGCUAAACUCAUGGAGCCUGGUCAGGAAGAAGAUAGUCCUAAUUUUGGGGAAUAUAUCAGAGAAAUAAAGCCAAACUUGUAUCACUGUGGAUUAUGCAACCGUACACUGCCAUUCAGAGCAGCAUUGGAGUUUCAUAAGACAUCACCUGGACAUCAGAUUGUAAAGAGCAAGCGAAUUAUAGACCGUAAAACUCCAGCCAUAAUAUUUAACACAAAACAUGAUGAUGUUUACAUAAAGCUAUUGACAAUUUGUGUGAAAGAUCAAACUAACAAAGACCAAGCCAGCAAAAGUCAACCUAACAAAAGCCAAGCUAAGUAAUAUAUAUUACAUAUUUCUCCUAUUUAUGAGGAUGAAAUUUUAAAUGAACUGAAAUCUAUCUACCUCAUAUUUUAUCUUUCUAGUGUAGUUGACUUUACGUGCAUAAUAUUAGCAAAACUAGUGGAUUAGGAAUUUAUUAUUUUAUAUUCUUAGGUAUAACU
This is a messenger RNA of Spodoptera exigua (beet armyworm), 1410 nucleotides long. The record is from the annotation of a GenBank genome assembly. Lineage: Eukaryota; Metazoa; Arthropoda; Insecta; Lepidoptera; Noctuidae.